Bathycoccus prasinos is the source of this 546-nucleotide messenger RNA. The record is from the annotation of a RefSeq genome assembly. Lineage: Eukaryota; Viridiplantae; Chlorophyta; Mamiellophyceae; Mamiellales; Bathycoccaceae.
AUGAAACAUUCUUCCUCUUCUCUUUUCUGUAGAGAUUUUUUGCUUAAAGUAAAUGCUAGAAAUUCAUUUGAAAUUCCUCAACUCUCUCAUAUUUCGAUCAAUUUGACAAGCCGUUAUAUUGUUGCAGAAAAAAAACACAGUCUUUUCCCUAUGGUAAGUUUAAGUCUUCUUUCAGGCCAACACCCGAAGUUGUUGAGAGCAAAAAAGUCUGUCGCGGGGUUUAAAUUAAAAAAGAAUUCAAUUCUUGGGUGCAAAUUGACUUUACGAAGGGUAAAAAUGACAUCUUUUUUAGAUACUCUGGCAUUGGUUGUUCUUCCACAAAUUAAAAGAGACCCUCUUUUUUCUGAACGCACUUUAUCAGAGCCGGGGGUACUGCAGCUUGGUUUCACAGAAUUCUUAUUUUUUCCUGAAUUAGAAAAAAAUUUUGAACUUUUUGAAAUGAUGCGAGGGUGCUCUAUUCAAUUUCAUACGACGACAAAGGCAGACUUUGAAAAAAAACUCCUAUUUACGUCAUAUAACUUCCCAGCUUACCAAAGAAUGGCCUAA